This is a messenger RNA of Varanus komodoensis (Komodo dragon), 2001 nucleotides long. It is a transcript of the gene UBXN6, whose product is annotated as UBX domain protein 6. Gene Ontology annotation, molecular function: protein binding. Gene Ontology annotation, cellular component: cytoplasm. Bases 67 to 1329 code for a protein of 420 amino acids. The record is from RefSeq and is a predicted model, not a curated record. NCBI's taxonomy places the organism in Eukaryota, Metazoa, Chordata, Lepidosauria, Squamata, Varanidae. The transcript is spliced from 11 exons.
UUUUGUCCUGCGCUGGUCUCUGUGACCCCCCCCCCCCGGCCCGGGUCCCCCUCCCCGCCCGCCAUCAUGAAGAAAUUCUUUCAAGACCUCAAGGCCGACCUCCAGUUCAAGACGGCCGGGCCGGGCCAGAAGCUCCAGGAGUCGCCCAGCAGAGAACGAGCUCCCAAAGAGAAGCCCAAAGCCGACCCUCCCAAGCCCCGCCAAGGGCCGACCAAUGAGGCCCAGAUGGCGGCUGCCGCAGCCCUGGCCCGGCUAGAGCAGAAGGCCAAGCCACGCCCCCCGUCAUCGCAGGAUGCCAUCCGGAAUCAGGUGAAAAGGGAGCUUCUGGCUGAAGCAGCCACAAGUGAUAAAGCAGCAUGUGUGGAUCAGAAGAACUCCUUGUCCGUUGAAGAAGACCCAUCCACGCUGUCUGUCUCAGGAGUCUACUUCACGUGUCCCUUAACCGGGGUGGCCGUCCGCAAAGACAAAAGGGAGGCACAACUCAGGACAGCCAUUCUUGCGCUCGCUGCCAAAGACCCCGUGGCUGCAUCCAUCAUGGAAAUCCACACCUUCAACAGGGACCACGACAAGGUCAAACUCGGCGUGGAGACCAUAGCGAAGUACCUCGAUAACAUCCAUCUGCACCCAGAGGAAGAGAAGUACCGGAAGAUCAAGAUUCAGAAUAAAGUGUUCCAGGAAAGGAUCCACUGCCUGGAGGGCACACACAAGUUUUUCCAGGCCAUUGGGUUUGAAAAGGCCACCCUGAGUGUUCCAGGACAAGACGGUUCCACCGAGGACUUUUACAUGCUGAAGGAGGAAGCCUUGGAGAACCUGGGCGAGCUGAAGGAGCACCGAGAGAAGCUGCUGAGCGGCGAGCCGCUGAGGGCCCAGCUGGACCGCCAGCUCCGCAUUUUCAAGCCAUCCCCACAGGCCUCCCAUUUCGAACUGCCCAGCGACUUCUUCAGCCUCACUGCGGAGGAGCUGAAACGGGAGCAGAGGCUCCGGACAGAAGCUGUGGAAAAGGCCUCCAUGCUGAGGACCAAAGCUAUGCGGGAGAGGGAAGAGCAGCGUGAGCAGAGGAAGUACAGCUACACCUUGCUGCGUGUCCGCUUUCCUGAUGGGUACAUCCUGCAAGGGACGUUCUACGCCCGGGAACCUGUGUCAGUGCUUUAUCAGUUUGUACGAGAGACACUGCAGAACGACUGGCUCCCCUUUGAGCUGCUGGGCCCUGGGGGCCACAAGCUGAUGGACCAGAGCAUGGCCUUCAACGAAUGUGGCCUGGAAACAAACACACUGCCACUGGCUCAAGUUGGCUUGUCUGGAAGGUCUGGAAAGAUUUUGGAACUGUGAGGGGUCCUUCGUUUACACUGGAUUUGAGAAAAAAAUUCUCCACCACUGGGACAUUGAUUGGUUUAUGGGGGUGUGGGGAGACACGCCUUUCUGGUUUACUGACCUUUAAUGAUGACUUUUUAAAAUUCAUAAAUAAGCAAUUGUAAAGCGAAGUGAACACACACUCACCUAAGGAAUUUUGAACACCAAAUGCAGACUGGAAUAAAUGUAUCCAGUUCUUUUGCAAAAGUCAGCAGAGGUGAGGCCUGCAUAUAUAUCUCCCUGGAGUUCCAGAGGUUUAGGCCCAGCACUGACAAGGCCCUGAGUCCACUAAUGGCACUUGAUGCUGGGUCAGAGCAUAGAAUCUUGUACACUGAUCAUAUUACCUGUAUUAUUAAGUUUCCCUCACUGCUGGAGCUAUUUUUAGGCUGCUGUCACCUAACUCAUUAUUGUAUUGGUUUUUUUUCUUAUCAUGUUUUAGUCUUUUAAAUUAUUUUAAUUUAUUGUAAUUGUAAACUGCCCAUAAAGCCCUACGGGAUAAUGUGGUGUUAUAGAAAUGUAUUAUUUUCAAAAGGGAGAAAGGCAGGAUAUAAACAAAUUUUUAAAAUGCACAGAACAUAAGCACACCACCCAUUUGCUUAGAGCUGUCCCUGCUCUUUGGAAGCACCACAGAGUUUGCUCUUCCAACCCACA